Molecule: messenger RNA, 5473 nt
Organism: Aplysia californica (California sea hare)
Lineage: Eukaryota; Metazoa; Mollusca; Gastropoda; Aplysiida; Aplysiidae
Product: serine palmitoyltransferase 1
Exons: 15
Coding region: 90-1592 (500 amino acids)
Biological process (GO): sphingosine biosynthetic process; ceramide biosynthetic process
Cellular component (GO): endoplasmic reticulum
Molecular function (GO): pyridoxal phosphate binding; serine C-palmitoyltransferase activity
Source: RefSeq, a predicted model, not a curated record
AGUUGGCAACACAGUGUCACACUGGGCUGGGCCUUUGCCAUUCCACAACUCGGUAUUUUCAUUUUUCAUUGAUACUACACUUACUCAAAAUGGCGAUCAUACCUGCGACAUGGGACAUGUAUGAUUUGAUACAAGGAGUAUUACAGGCUCCUAUGUAUCAUGUCAUAUUUGAAGUGACUCUGAUUGUGCUCAUUGUCAAGAUCUACUUGGCUUCGAGUUUUUCUCCUGAAAAAGCAGUUCUUACAGAAAAGGAGAAGGACAUUCUGGUGGAGGAGUGGGAGCCGGAACCACUGGCGCCGGACGUACCGGACGACCACCCAGCUUUGAGAGCCAUGGAGAAAUACUGUAUAGAAGGCCAAAAUGGAAAAUACAUCAAAGUCAAUGGAAAAUCGUGCCUCAACAUGGCCAUAUUUAAUUUCCUUGGGAUGAAUGGCAAAAAGGAAAUUGAGGAAGAUGCUGUGAAGGCCCUACGUGUUUAUGGGGUUGGAUCGUGUGGGCCAAGAGGAUUUUAUGGCACCAUGGAUGUGCACCUGGAGUUGGAAGACAAACUGUCCAAGUUUAUGAACUGUGAGGAGGCGAUUUUGUACUCAUAUGGAUUUGCAUGUAUUGCCAGUGCUAUUCCUGCCUACUCCAAGCGAGGAGAUCUCAUUUUUGCAGACGAGAGUGUGUGCUUUGCAAUACAGAAGGGCCUGGUGGCCUCCCGAAGUCACGUACGCUGGUUCAGACACAAUGACAUGGAUCAUCUCGAGUCUUUGCUCAUUGAGCAGAGCAAAGCAGACAAGAAGAACCCGAAAAAGGCCAAGGUGACUCGUCGCUUCAUUUUGGUGGAAGGUCUUUAUUUGAACAGUGGCGACAUUUGUCCUUUGCCAAAACUGGUGGAGCUGAAAUGGAAGUACAAGGUUCGCAUCUUUCUGGAGGAGACCAUGUCAUUUGGUGUACUUGGGGCCACUGGCCGUGGGGUAACCGAACACUUCGACAUCUCACCCGACCAGAUUGACAUGAUCUCCUGUUCUCUGGAGAAUGCUAUCGGAUCUGUUGGUGGCUUCUGCUGUGGGAAAAAGUUUAUCAUUGACCACCAGCGUUUGUCUGGUCUGGGAUACUGUUUCUCAGCCUCUCAGCCCCCCAUGCUGGCGUCAUCAGCCAUUCAGUCACUGAAGAUGUUACAGGAGAAACCAAGCAUGUUGGUGGACCUGAGAGAAGCCAGCGAGAAACUGCAUGCAAAACUGGAAAAUAUUUCUGGAGUGAACAUUGUUGGCAUCCCCAUUUCCCCCAUCAAGCACAUUCAACUAACAGAACCAGCAGAAGAUCGUGACCUUGACCUUCAAACCCUUCAGAUGGUCGUUGAUGAGGCGAUGAGCUCUGGCGUUGCUCUUACUGUUGCCCGUUACUUGGAACCAGAGGAGCACUCCUUGAUGCCCCCAAGCAUUCGUCUGACUGUGAACUGUGAACUGACCGACACGGAAAUUGAUACUGUGAUACGAGUUCUUUCCGAAUCCUUUGAGCUGGUUUUCCAGAAGCUCUCUUCUCAAUUGGAUAUGACCAGUGCUAUGGACUCUGUGGAGCAUCAGCCUGCCCUUGCUGCCUCUCGCUGAGCUGUUAUCAUCCCUGGACCUAGAUGUCUGAGGCGAGAAUACAGCUGAUAUUACGUGCAUAAUGAACAUUUCCUGAAAAUUUUACCCAUCUCUUUUUCAGUUACUUCUUUUUACUUUGUUUGGUUUGAUGCUCAUUUUUCAUGCCUUCAUACUGGUGUAGCUGUUUUUUUAGAAUUUGAAAUUUACUUUUUUUUCUUCAAUUUCUUUCUAUCCUUCAGUGAAACAUUUGUGGGUUAGAGAGAUAGAAGUCAGCGUGAUGAGAAUAGUAAAGUCAUUUUAGAAAUGUAUUUUCUUACUUUUUCUUCUUCUUUUUUUUCCCUUAACUUCAAAAUUAAAUCAGACUUUUCUUUGGUAGGCAGUGACAAUGACGUACUGAUAACCCUUUUGUUUAAAGGGUUUUGUAUCUUUCACGUUUAUCCCCUGUCACAUGGGCUGUUGACUCUAAAGCAGAUGCAUUGAAGAGUGCAGCAUUAUUCCUAAAGCUAAUUUCUAGGAACUGAUUUUGUUCCACUCAACUUAAGUGUAAUUGCCAACAUGCCGUAAAAGUUUGGAGAGAAUGUGAGCAGAUAUUCAUUAAGUUAUUUUCACUUUAUUAUGUUGACAAUGCUUCUGUUUUUUUCUUCUUUUUUCAGACAUAAAGUUAAGAUUUUUCUUUCAGCAGAGUCCCUUCCUUUAUCAUUUGAGUGUUCUCAUUCAAAUAGUUCUAUACUUUUUCUACUUUUUUCUUACCCCCAAAGAACUUGUAUUUUGUGAUUGUUUCUAAUAAUUUUGUAAUCAAUGAAGUUGAGGUUCUGUGCUUCUUUUGUUUCAUUUUUUGUCUUGAAUUUGUCUUGAAACUUAAUGUGAUGAAGAAGUAAAUGUGUAAAGAUUUUACCUCAGAUACUCUGCCUGAAUUUAUAGCAUUCUGCUUUUCCAUGUAAGUUAUUUUUACUGAUUUUUUAACUUUUUCCCGAAAGUUUUUGUUAAAUGAAAAGUUUGUAAAUUAUUUUUUUUAAAUCCUAGGCUGUACUUUGUAUAUUUAGCCCUGCUGCCUAUUGUUUUGCUAAAGGAAAAUGCUUUUAUACAUUUAUACUGUAGCUUGUACUGAAUAAAUAUCUGUAUAUAUGGUGGUGCAGGACAGGAACAAUUUAGCGGUUUGAUUUGGAACAGUUUACUGACUUUAUUAUUUUGUUAAAUCUGCUACUUUGAAAAUACUACAAGGCACAAGCUUGUAAUGAAAGAGAACCUGAAAAUGGUAUUUCUAGCUUGUUUUUGUCCUUGGUUCAAAGCUCUGGAUUAAUUCGGGUUUUAGUGUGUUGGAUUUGCAGCAGUUUUAAUAAUUUUGUCUUGUGUUUGUCGUUGUAAUGUCUAGUGUCUGUGUCUUUCUUUGGUUGCUUUGAUUUAAUUUUAUUGGAGAUCGUGCAGGUUUUGCUUUUUCAUAAUGUUUUGCCCGCCUUUUGUGAAUGCUGGUGAUUGGGAAAGAAUUUGAAAAAAAAUUUACUUGCUUAACAAAAAUGUAAAGCAGUGAGAGAUGUUUUACAGUACUUAACUGACAUGCCUUCUAUUGGUUCUGAAUAUUCACCUUUAUGGCAGCUGUAAGUGCUGAAACAAAAGCCCACAGUUAAGUUAGUUAACAUCCUCCGUGCUCACACCGGUGGUGAAUAUAAUUCAUUGAAUUAAUAUUUGCAUAUGUGGGUCGAAUGAUACACAUCUUGUCUUACUAUGGAAUAACAAAAUUUCCACCUGUUUAUGUUAAUUCUUUGAUAAUAAAUGUCCCUUGUUCGUUCGAUGAAUGGUUGACUAGUCUGAUUGCUGUGUUUACAUAGAGAUCUGUGUAUGUGCUGAUUCAAUAGAAAAUUUAAGGAAGUGUUAUAUGCUUGUCCAAGAAAGUAAAUGAGAUAAAAAGUUUUUAUUUUGAAGAAAAGAGGUUUUUUUGUGUGUUUUUUUAACCAAAUUUGGAGAAAUGCUGAUUGUAAUACUCAUUUGGCUUUUUCAUUUUUGUAAUUUGUCUGUGGCUCUUUCUUCUCUAUCUCCUUAUUUGUAGUGUAGCUAACUGAAAUAGCAUAUAUAGGUUCUGAUGUUCUAAAACAAUGUGAACUUAAGGAAAAGAGUAACUCUGUUUGUGGCCGGCAUGACGAGAUAGGGCCUUACAGGGCUGAUGGUUGUUUUACGGAUUGAACAGAGACCCUAGGAUCAUAUAUUUGAAUGUGUGAUGGGUUUAUUUCUGUCCACGAUGUCCAUGCUUUUCAUUGCAUUAGAAUUACAGGCAAAUAGCAACUUGCAGGCCUUGCCUCUAGAAAGACUGUUAUGUUAAAAAGUCAUGCUCAAUGUAAAGAACUAAUCAAAAUUAUUUAAUUUCAUCUUCUGGCAUGCUCUCAGCUCUUGAACCAAUGAGAGGUUGUUUUUUUUAAAAAUAUCAUUGAUGACAGUUUCAAUUUCAUGAUUUCUGUUUUCAUCAAUUAUUGUUAUAACACCAGCAUACAUCAAUCAGCUGCCCAUGGGCUCAUGCUCUGACCACACCUCCCCUCCAUGCAUGUGAGGGGAAAGGUGGAGAAAGCCAUUCUUACAGUGUUUUCUCUUUUCUGUGAUGAGGAAUAUUUUGUUGCAUAUUGUUUGGUUUAAACAGACAAACCUCAUUAAAUCUUUCUCCCCCCCCCCCCCCCCCCCCCAUUAUACCACUAGCCUCUCUUACCACCGGGUUUUGCCUAUGUAUGAAAAGGAAUGCCAAUAUAAACAUAAUAUUUGUGCCUUCUAAAGUCGCCCUGUGAAACUUCAAAGAAACCGUGCCACCUUGGCUUGCUGGCAAAAUUUUUGGCAUCGCCAGGUAUUCUUAGGAUUCACACUCAAGUUCACGUGACAGGUCUCAGGAGGACUGACGGGCAUCAGGUUAAAAGAAAUUAAACGUCCAGGGGAACAUUGACACAUAGCCUAGCUUCCGAUACAGCAGAAAUAUUCAAUUUUGAUUUAUGUAAAGUUCAGCUGGAGCUAUACAUGUAAGUGGUUGCUUGUUGAAUUUCCCUUGCAAAUGGUGAUUGUGCUAGAUAGAUGUAGAAAGGCAAGAUUGGCCAGUUUCUCUCUACCAUGCUUGACUGCUAGGGUAAACGUCUCUCAAUAUUAUAUUGUCCUUCAUCCAGUAGUCACAGAAUCAUUACCCUAGUCAAUGGGCAGUCAGUGCUAUUUAAGAGGACCCCGUUAUACCGCUAGCCCCGAAAUACCGCCAACUUUGUGCUCGUCCCUAGGUAACGAGGUUUGACUACUUGUAACCUCUAAUUAAUUGUGUUAUUGGUUAUCGCCCUAUGAGACCCAGAAAUAAAGAAAAUAAGCUAAUGAUUCACAGGGAUUUAGUAAUACUUUACAAAGAAGGACAAUCUUUAGCUUUGAUUUGUCUUUCAUUACUUUCAAGCAUAUUGUUGUGCUGAUCAGCAUUGGGAUUAAGGUGAUUUGUUUCAUUCGUUUACUACAUGAAAUAUUUUCCCUUGAUUUUUGAGGAGAGUAUAAUUUCAAUUGGGGUUAGCGUUCCAUCAAAGAUAAGUUGGAAGUGUUGUGCUACUGUCAGCGUUUGUUUUCGAGAUUUUUCCAAAUUUUCUCAGCACUUGCAUGACUUGUGUAGAAGUAAAAUCUAAAUCUUGUUUUGGGAAAUCGAGAGUCUGUGAUUGAAAUUGUAACUUCUCGUGUGAAAUGUGGUUGUAGUUCAAUUUUUAAAACUUUGUUCACCGUUUUUUGUACGUCCAAUAUCAGCUAGGGUUGUUUACUCAUUAUGUGUCAGGCUGAUGUGUUUGAUAAUGAUGACAAACAGUUGAUGAAGGGUUUGUCAAUUUGAUGCUUUUGUCACUGGCAUGAAUAAAAGUACUAAAUGGAGUUUGAUCUUUCUUAACAAAUAAAACAUCAUAGAGGUUUGUAAA